This is a messenger RNA of Glycine soja, 327 nucleotides long. RefSeq names its product NADP-dependent D-sorbitol-6-phosphate dehydrogenase-like. The transcript is spliced from 3 exons. The record is from RefSeq and is a predicted model, not a curated record. Bases 1 to 327 code for a protein of 108 amino acids. Gene Ontology annotation, molecular function: oxidoreductase activity. NCBI's taxonomy places the organism in Eukaryota, Viridiplantae, Streptophyta, Magnoliopsida, Fabales, Fabaceae.
AUGACCACCACCCACCCUCUCGUGUUUUGUCUGAAGCACGGGAUUUGUGUCACUGCACACACUCCACUAGGAGGUGCUGGAGCAAAGGCUGGAUGGGUCUGGCCGAAAAAAUACAAAAAGACUGUUGCCCAGAUCGCUCUUCGCUGGGGCAUUCAAAGGAACACUGUGGUCAUUCCUAAAUUGUCAAAACUGGAGAGGUUGAAAGAGAACUUUCAGGUUUUCGAUUUUGAGUUGUCUAAAGAGGACAUGGAGCUCAUUGGAAGUAUAUGUAGAAAAUAUCGAACCAACCAACCAGCUGUGUUUUGGGGCAUAGAUUUGUAUGCGUGA